Messenger RNA from Nicotiana tabacum (common tobacco), 2005 nucleotides. The record is from RefSeq and is a predicted model, not a curated record. Lineage: Eukaryota; Viridiplantae; Streptophyta; Magnoliopsida; Solanales; Solanaceae.
CUCAAAUUACUUCUGCGUUCUUCAGGUUCAAGAUGCCUUUCAAACAAGUGAAUGAAUUUGAUAGCUUGAAUUCUUAUUUGAGGGAGGUGUAUUUGGGCAAAGAGAUCAUAGGAGAGUUAAAUACUUUCGUUUGGGAAAAUGAUGAAGAGUCAUGGGAGGACCAUUUUUUCAAAAUACUAGAGGACAUGUAUCCCAUUAUGCCCCCUGAUUUGAUCAAUGAUAUGUGGUUUGAAGAAAAGACAUGGGAUGAUUUCAAAAAAGAUGUUGAUUUACUAUAUCAACUUGAUUUGAAAUGGCUGGAAGACAAAAGUUUUUACACAACUUUGGAAGAGGCUUUGAACAAGGUGGUCAAAGCCCAGGAAUCAGAGAUCCACCACCUUAUACUUAAUGACAAAAUCGUUCAAGCUUUGGAAGAUGAUGUUGUUUCUAUGAUGCUCUACUUCUUUUACAACACAAAGCUGAAACAUCUUGUGUGCGUCAAAAUUGGAAGGUUCAGAAAUAAGAAAUCUGCCAUCGAUGAAGAUGAAGAGCCGAAGAGGACCAUGGAAAUGGGGAUGACUCCAACUAGAGAUCUGAUAUAGCCCCUGGUUACACUGUGAUGCCGUUCCUAGUUGAAUACUCCAAAUGUCAACUCUCCCAAAGCAUUUUCUGCAGCUUUUAGUCAACCCCUUCUUAUCCAUCUAUUUUCCUUUCUAUAAAUGGCAGCAAAGGGGUUCAAGUGGCCCUUUUUCUAUUAUCAGUGUUUGUACCUAUAAAAAAGUGAGCAUAUUAAGAGGAAAGAAGAUGUUAAUACUGGGUAUAAGCUUGCAGUAUUUGAUGAACUUGAUGGUUGCUGGUGCUUCACUCAUGAUUGGGUUGGGAUUUUUUGCUUUCAGUGCUUCUAUUCUCUGCUCUGCUUGUUUCUUCAUGAAUGUCAAGGAACUUUCUUCAAUUUCCUUUUUGGGAAUUUAGGGCAGGUGUGGAUUUGGUGGCAGAGCUGGUUGGAAUGAGAUUGGGUCCAAAAGGAAGGAAUGUAGUGCUUAGAAAUAAAUAUGGUCCUCCCAACAUAAUUAUGGCGAAAUUGUUCUUAAAGAGUACAGAUCCAUCUGGACAAUCCUUUGGAAAAUGUCAAGAGUAAAAUUGGUUAGGGAAGCUGGUGCCAAGACUAAUAAUCUUGCUGGUGAUGGUUGCACAACAUCUAUAGUGCUUGCUCGUGAUCUGGUUGCUGAAGGUGCCAAGGGUUGAAGGGAAUGGAAUAACCUAUAGACAUCUCUUUUUUAGAUAAAAACAGCUUUCUUGUUUUGGUUAUAAUUGUGUUUAGUCAUUAUCUUUCUCUAGGUUACUGCGACGGGAGCAAAUGUUGUCCAAGUGUGAGAGAACUGCCAAAGCCCUUAUUUCUGAGCUCAAGUUGAUGUCUAGAGAGGUUGAGGAUCACGAGCUGGAAGAUGUUGCUGGUGUUAGUGCUGGCAAUGAUUAUGCCAUCGGGAACAUGAUCUCGGAAGCUCUAAGACAGGUUGGGAGAAAAGGUGUUGUCACAAUUGAGAAAGGGAACUAUACUGAAACCAGUCUAGAAGUUGUAGAAGUAGCUUUGGUUGAUAAAAAGAUUACAAACCAAAGGACAAUGCAGUAAAGGAGAAAAACCUGGUUUUGAUAGUCGCAGAGCGCAUUGACCAGAACACUCUGGCUCCAGUAAGUAGGAACAAACUCAGUUGUCCUAAAGGUAGCUGCUAUAAAAGCUCCAUCUUUUGGGGAGUGCAAGAGUCAAGAGCCAUUGCUUAGAUGAAUCGCUAUCUUGACUCGAGGUACUAAAAUAUGCAUAGUAAAACAGAGUUUGGUAGUUGGUUAUGUCUACAACCUCGUUUCUAAGUCUCUCUAGAGCCAUCAAUCAUUGAACCCUGGUGUAAUGGGUUUUGAAGAGAUGUUAUGACUCAAAGCUUCAAACUUCAUGUAAUGAACCGACAGUAUUGUUAGAGGUCAGAAACCCCAUCACUACGAAGGUCAGAAAUGCAUACAAUGUUUAAUCUAA